AUGUCGACGGUUCAACCUAUUCCAAUGCAUUACAAGGAGGAGAACUUUUCACUAUUGAAGGAUAUUGUGGUCGAUGCAAACUUGAUAACGCGUUUCAUCUCGAAUGUGAGCGAUGCUGAGCAGAUGUUCUACCCAUCAGCACUUGAGAUUGCGGUUGUGCAUGUCGCUGGCUCAAUUAAGUGCUUUCAAUUAUCGCUACCUAGUCUCCCAAAUCAGUUGUUAUCGACUAUCUGCGCCGACCUUGAAAUGCAUAUCGCUGACCCUACUUCUGCAUCGGCAUGGUUAUCUGCUUUUGGGUUUCUACAAGAUCUCUCGCACUGGAAUCUUACGAUGAUAGCGUUAGUUUGUUAUCUGCUUGGCUGUUCAUACUUCUGCGAUCAGCCGGCUUUGAGCGUUCACCAGCGUUGUUGCAGCACGCAACCGAGAGUUCAAAAUUGGGACGCCUUGAAGCGCUGGCAUACGAUUCAGCAAACGCUAAUGCAAACUAUAAACGCAGUCUUGCAUGCCAAUUUGUAUUCGGUACUAAGCACACUCAUAAGUCAUCAGCGAGCAGGAGCGAUUGUGCAUUACAUCAGACAUUCUGAUUCCACUGAGUCACGUCAUCUGAUCGCUGCAUGGAUUUGGCAGGAGAUUGACAAAGCUAGCAGGAAAUUACAUGAGACAACUGAACCUUUGUUCGCAAGGUUCUCUGGUCCUUUAAAUCCUGCCGGUCAGAAAGCCCUGGCUCAUGUUCAUGAUGUGUUCGUUGCUGGAGUGCACAUCAUUCUGCGCGAACUGGUUAACGUUGAGGAACGUGAGCAGGAUGAAACAAAGGAAUACCUGACAACACUGGAGGCUCGUCGUUUUGCAACGGAAAGUCUACGAUCUUAUUCCACGGUCAUUCACCGGCUGAUGACUGCACGGAUUCUUCCUGUCGCCGAGGAUAGAGAGAUCCGCUUAGCGAUGGGAAAAGUGUUAAGUGAGCGCAGAGCAAAAACUUCAGGUCAACUCAAUAUUGAUAAGCUUGUCUCUCGUAUGCGGCAAAAAUGUCCCUCUGAGCCGUUCUGGCACGCUGAAGGUCCUCAAUGGUAUCCUCCAGCCUUACUGAAUCUGCUAGCUCCGAUACUUGUUUUGAAUAUACCUAACAAGUGGAAAGGACAACUACUCGCUUUCUAUCUGUUGGAUUAUGCCAACUGCAAAACUUCACACAGUGAUGAAUUUGAAGUGUGCCCCUCCGUAAUCGAAACGGUGAAGAAACAGAUGUUUGGCAUCUUAGGCAUGACAAAGGAUGA
Cooperia oncophora is the source of this 1271-nucleotide messenger RNA. The record is from the annotation of a GenBank genome assembly. NCBI's taxonomy places the organism in Eukaryota, Metazoa, Nematoda, Chromadorea, Rhabditida, Trichostrongylidae.